Clavispora lusitaniae ATCC 42720 is the source of this 1761-nucleotide messenger RNA. Its product is annotated as amino acid permease. The record is from RefSeq and is a predicted model, not a curated record. Lineage: Eukaryota; Fungi; Ascomycota; Pichiomycetes; Serinales; Metschnikowiaceae. Gene Ontology annotation, molecular function: amino acid transmembrane transporter activity. Gene Ontology annotation, biological process: amino acid transmembrane transport. Gene Ontology annotation, cellular component: membrane.
AUGCCUGAGAAAGAGUUGAACUACAUCACGUCUAGGGACCAAGCGUCCUCCAACGACAAGAAUGGCAUGGUCUAUGUCGAUGCGUUUGAAGCGCAAGACGCCAAGCCUCCUAUGGGAAGAUGGGAGCACUUUGUUGAUGGUUUCCGCAGAGUCAACGAGGCGGACUUGGGAAUUGACCCAAACUUGUCCGAGGUGGAGAAGGCUGCCAUCAUGACUGCCAACUCACCUUUGUCGAGAUCGUUGAAAGGUAGACACUUGCAAAUGAUUGCCAUUGGUGGUGCCAUUGGUACUGGUUUGUUUAUUGGUUCCGGUAAGGUUUUGCACAACGGUGGUCCAGCCUCUGUCAUCAUUGCCUACGUUUUGAUUGGUUGUAUGAUUUUCGCUACCGUUCACGCUUUGGGUGAAUUGGCCAUUACUUUCCCUGUUUCCGGUGCUUUCGUCACUUAUAGUACUAGAUUUAUUGACCCAUCCUGGGGUUUCGCCAUGGCAUGGAACUACGCCUUGCAAUGGUUGGUUGUUUUCCCGUUAGAGUUGGUUGCUGCUGCAAUCGCUGUGUCAUAUUGGGAUGAUAAAACGAAUCCAGCAGCUUACUGUGCGGCUUUCUACGUUUUUAUUGUGGUGAUUAACUUCUUCGGUGUCAAAGGUUACGGUGAGGCUGAGUUUGUUUUCUCCGCCAUCAAGGUUACCGCUGUUGUUGGUUUCAUCAUCUUAGGUAUCGUUUUGGUCUGCGGUGGUGGUCCAAAAGGUGGUUACAUUGGUGGAAAGUACUGGCACCACCCUGGUGCUUUCAACAACGGUUUCAAAGGUCUUUGUUCCGUGUUUGUCACUGCUGCUUUUGCUUUUGCCGGUACUGAAUUGGUUGGUUUGGCUGCUGCUGAAUCUGCUAACCCAAGAAAGUCCUUGCCAAAGGCCACCAAGCAAGUUUUCUGGAGAAUCACCUUGUUCUACGUUGUCUCUUUGAUUUUGGUUGGAUGCUUGGUUCCUUACGACAACCCAGACUUGGCUAACGGUGACGGAACUGCUCGUUACUCUCCUUUCGUCAUUGCCAUCAAGAACGCUGGUAUUAGUGGUUUGCCUUCUGUCAUGAAUGUUGUUAUUAUGGUUGCCGUCUUGUCUGUUGGUAACUCCUCCGUCUUUGGUACUUCCAGAACCUUGGCUGCUUUGGCUGCAGCUGGUCAAGCUCCAAAGUUCUUCAACUACAUUGACAAGAGAGGAAGACCAUUGUGGGGUAUUAUCACACAAUUGGUUUUCGGUUUGAUUUGUUUCAUCUCUGCCUCUAACAAGCAAGGUGAGGCUUUCGACUGGAUGUUGGCUAUUUCUGGUUUGUCCUCUUUGUUCACUUGGGGUUCCAUUUGCUUGUGCCACGUCAAGUUCAGAAUGGCUCUUAAGGCACAAGGUAGAGGUACUGAUGAGCUUGCUUUCACCUCUCAGGUUGGUGUCUAUGGCUCUUACUUCGGUAUCAUCUUGGUCAUUUUGGUCCUCAUUGCCCAGUUCUGGCUUGCCGUCUGGCCAAUGGGUGCUAAGCCUGAUGCUGAGGCUUUCUUCAAGGCUUACUUGUCUUUCCCAAUUGUGCUUGCUUUCUACAUUGGCCACAAAAUCUGGAAGAAGAACUGGAGAUGGUACAUCCCUGCUAGUGAGGUUGAUAUUGACACUGGUAGAAGAGAGUUGGACUUGGAUCUCUUGAAGCAAGAGAUCGCUGAAGAAAAGGCUUACCUUGCUAGUUUGCCAUUCUACAGAAGAGCUUACCACGUUGUCUGUUAA